Orbicella faveolata is the source of this 2361-nucleotide messenger RNA. Its product is annotated as adenosine receptor A3-like. The record is from RefSeq and is a predicted model, not a curated record. Lineage: Eukaryota; Metazoa; Cnidaria; Anthozoa; Scleractinia; Merulinidae.
GAGAAAAAUCAUUUGAUUACUUGUUUAUAAUAUACAUGCAAUUUAAUUUCAACUUUCUGGAUUGUUUGGGAUCAAUUGACGCGCUCUCAGCCAGUCACCAUGCUGACAUUUUUACAGGUACAUUACUCGGUAGGAAACUGAAGAAAACACGCGAAAUACAGUGACGUGAAAUUCAAAAGUAUAGAAAUCCUAUUACUUAUUGCUCUCGUUAAAAAGGCACGACAGUUACAUUUACCGACUCUGUUAAAUAAAUAUAACAUUCACGAACGAUAUAACGUGAAAGGUGACAUAUUUAAUAAGGCAAAUAACAUCUGUCAGAAAGAUUUUUCACGAGGAAGUAAUAAAGUCUCUGUUUAUUUUUGUUCUCUGUUUCGCUCAUAUCGGGAACUGAUUGCAAUGGAGUCUAGAAUUUGUUUGUUUGUUUUGCUUUACUGUUUCCUCCAUUCAGUAUGUCAUUAAUAUAUUCUACACGAAGUGCAUCUACCCAAUUUCCGCGCGUUGUGAUCUGUUUUUCAAUCUUUGUUUACACUGACGGCUUGCCUUUUCUUGCAAUUCCAAACACCAUUUCAAUGAAGACCGAAUCAUAUUUAGACGCUUGAUAAACCGACCCAUGAAAGGAUGAAGUUUCCAUGGGAGAGGAAACGAGACAAUUGGAAAUUAGAAUGAAAAUCAAACUGACAACGCUUAAUUAAAACUUAAUCAUAGAAUCCAAAUAAACCUGCUUUCUCUUGUCCACCAAAUAAAUUGCAAUGAUCUUACCUUUUGUACGAAUUUCAUCAACUAAAAAUCAUGGUUGCUGAGAUAAUCAGUGGGAAAGACAUGAUAAUAACUUCAUAGCAAUCAAAACGAUAACAUCUACCGUGAAAUCGUUUCAGAAAAACAUAAUACAGACUCCAUGGUAACGACAAGUAUGUUUGGCAGUAACCCUAGGACGGAUUAACUCAACUCCAAGCAGAUAUGCAGAUACGCAGUUUCAGUUAAGCCAUGCAGCCUGUUAACAAAGCACCUUCGAUCUUUCAAAGAUAGUUGGAAAGCAUUUCAAGCCGCAUCCUCGGGUAUACUUCACCUUAAAUGACUUCCAUACUGUACUGAAAUGCUGCAUUUCCAAGUAAAUAUAUUAAGGAAGACCUCUUUGCGGCACAGCAAACAUUAAAACAGCAAUAUGAGCAUUGCUAAGGAAGCUUGAACCCAAACUGCACAAGCGUUCCUUUGUAUGGCGCCUUUACAAGGAACCCAUUCAUUGUGGUUUCUUGUAGUUUCUAAUGUUAUUCUUGCUAUCACUUCAACGUUAGGUAAUACUGUGAUCUUAGCUGCUCUUUGCAAGGAGUCGUCCCUUCAUCUUCCUUCCAAGAUCUUGUUACGUUCACUGGCGCUCACUGAUUUGUCUGUUGGGAUUCUCUUGGAGCCACUAUUUGUUAUGUUUUUAUUGGGCGUCAAAGGGUUAAUUACGCUGGAAUACAAAAACUGGAAUCUUUGUACCCAGAUUGCUUUGACGAUUCUCGUUGCAGCUCAAGUGUUCUGUAACUUAUCUUUGCUCACACUGACAGCAAUCAGCGUGGACAGACUUCUCGCCUUGUUACUGGGCAUAAGAUACAGACAAGUGGUUACUUUUAAACGAGUUUUAAUGUUUGUGAUCUGUUUUUGGACUUUAAUCACUUCUCUUGCAUUGGUGGUGGUCUGGGACUACCAGUUUUCUUUGCACUAUAACUCCAUAGCAGUCUUAUUCUGUUCAGUAAUCUCAACAUGUUGUUAUACAAAGAUCUUCCAGAAACUUUACCAUCAUCAGAUUCACGUUCACCAAGGACAACCCAACGGACAUGCGCCGUUGAACAUAGCACGAUACAGAAAAACAGUGUCCAGUACAUUGUGGGUACAGUUGACGCUAGUAACGUGCUACCUUCCAGCAGGCACAGUUGUAGCAUUAAUGGCCAUCAAAGGAAUAACUCCGACUCUUGGUAUUGCUUUGGCGUUUCUUGUUACUGUUGUACAUUUAAACUCAACUCUGAACCCGAUCCUAUACUGUUGGAAGAUAGGGGAGGUGAGACGAGCGGUUGUAGAAAUACUGCGACAGACGUUUUGUUUGUCGUCGAAUUAAAUAUUUUGAGAAACAACAGAACACUUCACAGAAGGAAGAAAAGACGGCAGGGCAAGCAAAACAAAACUAGAUAUUCUUCUGGCUCUUUACGAGAAGUGCGUUUGCUGGUCCGCUACAACAUGCGUUGUGUGUGUUCCUCCCUGUGCAGACACCCCUCGUUGGCUAUCUACCUUCUAAUAUCCAACUCGCGCUCGUGGAAUAAUUGUUCAAUAUAGCAUGAAAAUCUUGGUAGACUUGAGGAAAUCUUACAACACUACUUUUGUGAA